AACCGGAAGCGUCAGUUUCAUUCCUGCUGCCGCUGGCUAACGCUACGUUGGUGUCAUCGACUUAUCGGUUUGGGGUUUGACAACAGAAACAACAGCCUUAUUUCGUGUCCAGCCACGAAUCCCUAUUUUCACUGGGGUCUCUGGAGAGAUGAACAACAACGGGAAUAAGAGAGCUCCAACCACAGCCACUCAGCGACUUAAGCAGGAUUACCUCAGGAUAAAGAAAGACCCUGUGCCUUACAUUUGUGCAGAACCUCUCCCCUCCAACAUCCUUGAAUGGCACUAUGUAGUUAGAGGUCCUGAGAAAACUCCAUAUGAAGGAGGAUAUUAUCACGGGAAGCUCAUAUUUCCUCGGGAAUUCCCCUUUAAACCACCGAGUAUCUAUAUGAUAACACCAAAUGGGAGAUUUAAGUGUAAUACAAGGUUAUGUUUGUCCAUCACAGACUUCCAUCCAGACACGUGGAACCCUGCGUGGUCCGUCUCCACCAUCCUCACAGGUCUGCUCAGCUUCAUGGUGGAGAAAGGCCCCACCCUCGGCAGCAUCGAAACCUCCGACUACACAAAAAGACAGCUGUCAGCCCAAAGUCUGGCCUUUAACCUCAAGGACAAAGUGUUCUGCGAGCUGUUUCCUGAUGUAGUCGAUGAGAUGAAGCAGAAACAGAAGGCCCAGGAGGAGUUAAGCGCCCGCACUCAGCCCCUCCCCUUACCCGACGUGGUGCCUGACGGUGACCCUCAGCACGCCCACUACGGCCUCCCAGCCCUCAACGGAGGUCCCGUCCCGCUUGGGGCCGCCAACCCCGCCCCCGGUCUGCAGCAGGCCAAUCGCAACCAUGGACUUCUAGGUGGUGCUCUAGCCAACCUGUUUGUGAUUGUGGGCUUCGCGGCGUUCGCCUACACAGUCAAGUACGUGCUGAGGAGCAUAGCCCAGGAGUGAGAGGAGCUGGUGUUGGAGGGCGGUGCUCCCCCCUCAGCAGGCGAGCCAGCUAGUGGACUCCACAUUCUACAAACACACUACGUGGGGAGGGAUGUUCAGUCCUGGGUUAAACCUCUCCUCCUCCACCGCCACCACCAUGGACUUUGGAAGACAGAAACUCAAAGCCGACCCACCCAGGAAGGAUUGAGAGCAGGGGGAGGUGGGGGAGUGGACGGGAGUGGCAGCAGGGCCGGGGGAUUGGAGGGUCUUAUUAAAACGGUUGUGAUCCACUCUGUGCUUCAGUGGUUUAUGUCAGUGGUAGGAACAAACUUGGCUCAUGGGUUGUGGAAGAGUGUAGAACAGCAGCAGUGUUGGCUGGUCACAACAGAAAUAAUGUUUGCUUGCGUGAAAUAUAACGCACCAUUCUCCUCUUGUACUAUAACGAACAUUACUUGUAAAAGCUUGUUUCCUGAUUACAUUUCGAAGCAGGUAAUUUGCUAAAGUACGUCACCCCCUGCUCAUCACCAUUACAUAAAGUAUUUCCUUCUGCAGUGUUUCCUUAUUAUUCAUGAGAUCAUAAAGUUUCCUCAGGGUGUGACUCUGACUUACUUUCAGCAUGUGGCCACUGUUGCAAAGCCAAGUGUUUUCAGAGAGAAAGGGGACGACCACAAAGCUGCUCUUUGUGGUCGUCCCAAUCCAUUGUGUACAUUAGAAGUGACCUCAACUUAAAGGCAGAAUGAGUAGGAUUUUCCUAAAAAACAGUGUAUAGACUCAUACAAAAGUAAUCCCUCUGUCAUCACUAAUGACCCACUAGAAGUGUGUGGCGGUGUCUGUAUCAGACUUAUUUUAUUCUGCUGUGUUCGUCACGUUUCUGAGCGUCAACCUUUAGGAAGUGGGUGUGUAGCCUCCAGCCAAUAACAGUGUGUCGCUUGUGAGGUUGGGACACUGAAAAAACAUGACAACAACGCUGCACUGCAGCGUAGCACUUCUGGUGUCGUUGAGCCGGGAAGGAGGGACCAACUUUGAAUGUUGUGUUUACAAGCAACAUUCCAACAAAUUUUAUUCAGUCUGCCUUUUUAAAGGACCAGUGUGUAGAAUUUAGUGGCAUCCAGCAGAACAGACUUGGAAGAAAUGUAAUAUAAUAUUCAUAAGUAUGUCUUAAUUAGUGUAUGAUCCCAUAAAAAUAAGAAUCAUUGUUCAGUUUGUUGCAGUCUGCAACCUCACCACUAGAUGCCACUAAAUCUUACACACUGGUUCUUUAAUGUGAACGUUUUUUGUCAUCACAGUCGGUUCCUCUUUUGUACAAUUCCAUGGAAUAGCUUGAAGGCAUCUGGUUUUAAGAACCGGUUUCUCUACCUUCAGUAUCAUUAUGUCAUUGACAUUGAGCAUUUCUGCAUGGGAUGUAUGUGUCUGGGUCAAGGAAGUUUGUUCCUAGGAAUGUGUUGACCUCCAGAUCAAAUGGAGCACUUAAUAACAGACCAGAGGUGGUCAAAAGACCACCUCAGUGUCAGUGUCAGGCCUGUAUUCCUUGAGGUUUCAUUAUGUGCCAAAAAUGUGUCUGCAUAUUUUAAGCACAAGUGGAACUUGUGCCACCUGUUGUCAAACAGGAAAGGGUAACAAAAAGAUGUAUCACUUAUCAAAGGUCAGUAAGCUCAUUAGCAGGUCAAGUCAAAUGACAAAUGACUAGACAAUGUACGAGACAACAGCAAAACAACAUGUGCAAGUAGUUAGAAUUAUACGCAAGUAUGGUUCAAAAAUAGAACGUCAUACACUUGUCUACACUUGUAGGCUGUACCACCCACCAGAACUUACUGCUGGUGAUGCAUGCUGGGCUGAGGGAAGUAGUCCUCCUAGAACAGACAAGUGUAUUUAUAUAUGUAUAUCUCUCUACAUAUACAAAGUAUAUAAACACAAACUUGGUGUGUCAAUCUGUAAGACAGCUGCUGAUAUGAGUCCAGAAGUUCAUCCAGUCAACCCAUGAGCCAAGCACUGAACCCAGUGUCUGCACAGAAUUUAUUAGAGACCAGUACAUUUUUUUUUAAUUGGCUUAGCUGACCAGUAUAGCACCACUCUAUAUAGGUCCAAAUAAGGAGACACGUGAGAAGAACCAACCUUUUGUUCUGUAUAUUUUCUUUUUGAUAUUUUUUUUUUCUUUUCAUUUUUUUUGUGUUUUGUUCUCUUUUAUUUAUAGUUAAAGCCUCGGCUUGUCUGUCAUGGUUCUUAGGAAAUAAGUGUUUGCUGGGCAGGGCUGAGAGGGCAAACACACACACACACACACACACACACACACACACACACACACACACAGACAGGCCAUGGCCCAGGCUCACAUAAUUGCUGAUAAUUUACUGUUGUGCAUUGCAUUUAGUAAAGAUGGUUCUACUGUGUAUCUGAUGUUUCAACAGAAAAAUGGUCUGAAAGCAGGAGAUUUGCCUUUCUAUUGCUCUUCUUUUCUUGGCACCAUCUUUAAAACAAAACAAAACAAACAAAAAAAAAGACACUGAUGAUGGGAGUGCGUUUGUGUGAUUAUACAGCAAAUGCCUACAUUUCCAUGCUUCAGUUAAUCUUGUGUGACAUUGUAUGUUUUCAUAGUAAAUGCAAAUAAAUUACCCUGCUCGGCAGGGCGUUUUAGAAGACUAUUUUUAAUCUGCUUGUGACAAAUCAUACUUUGGAAAUGUCCACAAACAUAUACCGAGUUGUCAUUUAACGAGAUCAAAGUUUUAUUUUCUUGCGAAUAAAGUCGAAAUUACUCACCAAGGCUAUAAUCUGUUGAUGAGAUGCCACCACAGGGUACACGAGUGUGUGUGUGUGCAUGUGUGUGUUGGCACUUCGCUGGCACUUCGCUGGCACAGGAUAUUGUUUACCUGAAGCAGUGCUUCCUUGGAAAUACACGAAUCCACACGUGACGAGAAACAAACCACGCCUGAGUAGGAAGGUCUUUUAUAGAGCAGCAAGCAACACAAAGAGCAAACUAGUCAAUCCAGUAGAGACUUAACCUCCAGCAAUAGAGCAGGAGACUGUCAGUGCUGCAACAGGUUGUUCCUCAGUCACUCUACUUCCUCAUCUACAUCAUCAUCAUGUUGGUAAAUGAAGAGCGUGAGUGCGUGGUGUGCUGCUACGAGUACUCCCGCAGCGAGCGCAUCCCGCGGGUCCUGCACUGCAGCCACACCUUCUGCGCCCCCUGCCUCGAGAAGUUGUCCACGCUACAGGGCGCAGUCCGCACCGUCUCGUGCCCUAUGUGCCGCUGGAUCACCUGCACUCGCGCCAGCCUGACUCUGUCCGGGGCCCUGUGGGUCAACACGGAGAUCUGGGACCAGAUUUCGGAGGAUCAGCUGCAGCAGGAGGAGGAGGAGGAGGAGGAUGAGUCGGAUCAUAAGAGAAACGCUCAACUCAUGGAGACAACGCUCCCCGACUCAAGGCACCCCGGUUUGAUGUCCACACUCCAAAAGAUGUUCAGCUGUGUGCUGAUGCAAGCACAAGAGAUGGAGGGCUGCUGACAGUUAAACAUCUGCCUUCAUCCUUCAUGUGGAGAUUUAUGGACUUUAUGAACGAGGCAGCGCGUCAAGUUUGCAAGACUCAGUGCGGUUUACAUGAGCUGAGUUCAAUGUUAUUGUGGACGAGAGGCGGCCUGCGACUGCUCAACAGCUUCAUGUCAAGUUUUGUUAGAGCUUGUAAAUGAUGUGAACUGCACUGACAAGUAAGUCAACAAGUUUAAACUGUGAACCUGUUUGAGGCGAAAUACUGUUCUGUUUGACUAUGUUUUCACUGCAAAAUAUUUGUGAAUCAAUAUUGAAUUAUCGCUAAUCUGAAGUUGACUUUAAUGAGAGGUGCUGAUUCUGAUUUAAAGCACAGAUUUCAUUGGUAUAAGGGAUGCUGCAUUUUGUUGUGUGUGUAUGUGUAUGUGUUUGUGUGUGUGUGUGCGCGCGCGCGUAAAUUUUGUGUAAAUUAUUGAUAUCGUUUUACUAUUUUUGCCACUUUUCCCAUUUUGUUUUCUCGAAGAAAAUCAGAUCUGAUGUGGAUCUCAGUGUAAGAUUACUUGUGUUUUUUAUUGUAUACAUCAUUGACUUGAAGGAUUGAAGUUCUGAAUUCUGUAUUCAGAUGUAUUCAUGCAACAUGAAUACAAUCAUAAUUUUGUUUUCUCAACAAAGUUAAGGUUUUAUUGAUUGUUGACUCAGGUCUUCUGUUUAUGGUAUGGACAUUUGUGCACAUUUCAUUCCAUUCAUCUGUGAACAAAAGUGUUACUGUUUAGGACAUUAUGUUCUGGUAUCCAAAGAUCCAAAGGCACCGUUUUAAUAAAAGUUGUUCAAAAGUA
Thunnus maccoyii (southern bluefin tuna) is the source of this 5225-nucleotide messenger RNA. It is a transcript of the gene ube2j2, whose product is annotated as ubiquitin-conjugating enzyme E2, J2 (UBC6 homolog, yeast). The coding region runs from base 149 to 934 and encodes 261 amino acids. Lineage: Eukaryota; Metazoa; Chordata; Actinopteri; Scombriformes; Scombridae. The record is from RefSeq and is a predicted model, not a curated record. The transcript is spliced from 9 exons.